GACGGCGACGAGAGCAUCACCGCCGAGGAGUUCAAGCGGGGCCUGCAGAAGCCCGAGGUGCGGGACUUCAUUUCCGCGAUGCAGGUGGAGAUCAGCGACGCGGAGAAGUUCUUCGCCAUGCUGGACGAGGACGGCAGUGGAGAGGUGGACCUGGUCGAGUUCGUGACGGGCAUGCAGCGGCUGCGCGGGGAGGCCAAGAGCGUGGACAUCCACAUGAUGCUCCACGAGAACCGGAAGAUGCUGGGAAUCGUCAGCGGGCUCGUGGACGUUAUCGGCGAGGACCACCUGAAGGCCGGCACGGCCUCCGACUGCGGAUCCCCGCGGGUUGUCAAGCAGCUCUCGCGGGGAACUUGCAGCCCCGGCGCGUCAGCGAGCGGGCGCGUGGCCGCCUUCGGCAGCCUGGCGGAGCCCGUGUCCUGA
Prorocentrum cordatum is the source of this 420-nucleotide messenger RNA. The record is from the annotation of a GenBank genome assembly. NCBI's taxonomy places the organism in Eukaryota, Dinophyceae, Prorocentrales, Prorocentraceae.